This is a messenger RNA of Necator americanus (New World hookworm), 1401 nucleotides long. RefSeq lists its product as uncharacterized. The transcript has 4 exons. Lineage: Eukaryota; Metazoa; Nematoda; Chromadorea; Rhabditida; Ancylostomatidae. The record is from RefSeq and is a predicted model, not a curated record. The coding region runs from base 1 to 1401 and encodes 466 amino acids.
AUGGAAUCUUUGGCAACAACCAUUCGUUUCGUCACGCUGAACUGCCGAACACUAUCGAGUGAACUCCAACAAGCCGCUCUAUCCAAACUUCUGCGAUAUCUCUGUGUGCCUUUUGUUGCACUGCAGGAAACACGCAUGAGAGAUCAUCCGUCAUCAGCAUCGAAAAUUACACCUGCCCGCGCACCUAUUGAAACCGCUGAGGACAACAGUAAGGACGCCUUCUAUGAUGAACUCGAUGCGUUGAUGUCUAAAAUACCAAGCCAGCAGGUGGUCAUUGUCGGAAUCGACGCAAAUGCGAAGAUGGGACUCGAACAGCAAUCCGAUGUGCUAGGAAAAUGGUACUAUGCAGCGGAGCGCACGUCGGACAACGGUGACCGUCUGGUCGACUUGUGCGAACAGACGGGCCUCAUCAUCGCUUCCACGUUUAAGAGGAAUCAUCGACGCCAUCAGCUCACGUGGCAGGGGUCAACCCUUUUAACGCCUGAAGAGCAGCGCAAGCGGAAGAUGAGGACUCUUAAACUUCAGCUCGACUACGUUCUGGCGAGGAGCAUUCCUCAGUCAGAUAUCCGAAAAUCUAGAGCUGUUUGGGACGUUGCGUUCGACUCUGACCACCGUCCAGUUCUUCUCAGCUUCAAGAUACGGUUCCACAAGAGAAACCGAGGAGUUCCUCUUCAACCGAAAAUCCACAUGGCAGGUCUGAAAGACGAUGAAUGCAGAAGAAAAUUCCGCCAACGUGUGUCUAUUCAUGUUGGAGUACGGACCAGGAAGAAGCUAAGCGAUGCGGAUUCCUUCACAAACGCUGGUGACUUCAACCAGGAAAAGCGUCUUAGAAGGAAACUGCGUCGUCAACUGCAACAAGACCGCGAUAACGAGUGGACGUUAAGAGCGAUGGAGUUUGAGAAGGCGUGGGAGGACAGGAACCCGCGGAAAGCCUAUGCUCUACUAAAACACGGUAUUCAACUAGCGUUUCUGGACUUUGAAGCCGCGUUCGACUCUCCUCACCGAGGCCGUCUUCUCAACGCACUUCGCGCCGAUGGAGUACCAGGAAAGUUCGUUCGCUUGCUUGAUGACAUGAAUCAACGAACAACUGCUGCAGUUCGAACACCAGCCGGAUGUACAACACCGUUUGAAGUGGUAACUGGAGUAAGACAAAGAGCAGUGGCAGGACCUUUCCUGUUCAAUUUGGCAAUCGACGACAUUAUGCGAAGAACAGUCGACCAGUGUCCUGCCGACAUUGUCUUAGCACCAUCUGGGUGCCCCUUGACUGACCUCGAGUACGCCGACGAUGUCGUUAUAUUCGCGGAAAGCAGUACGAAACUUCAACAUGUUGUCAACCUUGUAUCGAAGCUGGCUGCAGCCUACGGACUACGCCUACGCCCUGAUAAAUGCAAGCAGAUGUAG